CAAAAGCCAACCUUUCACCUUUUCUCACUGUAUUCUCUCUGAAUUCUCAGUCUUGUGGCUAUCUUUCUCCGUCUUCAUCUAUAUCUCCAUAUCUCUAUCUAUAUCGGUAUUCAAUUGGUGACCUUAAUUUUUUAAUCUCUCGGAUUCAAUCAUCAGCUGCCAUCAUGAGUGAUGAAGGAGAGAAAACUUGCCCGCUCUGUGCCGAGGCAAUGGAUUUGACUGAUCAGCAGUUGAAGCCGUGCAAGUGUGGCUAUGAGAUUUGUGUCUGGUGCUGGCAUCACAUAAUGGAUAUGGCUGAGAAAGAUGAGACAGAAGGGCGUUGUCCAGCAUGUCGAACUCCUUACAACAAGGAAAAAAUUGUUGGAACAACUGCAAGUUGUGGAAGGCUGGUUUCAGAGAUGAACGGGGAGAAAAAGUCCAAGUCAUCCAGGGGGAAGAACAAAUCAUCUGAAGGAAGGAAGCAGCUUGCUAGCGUGCGAGUCAUCCAGAGGAAUCUAGUUUAUGUUGUGGGCUUGCCACUGAAUUUGGCAGACGAAGAUCUUCUUCAGUCCAGAGAAUAUUUUGGUCAGUAUGGAAAGGCAUUGAAGGUGUCUAUCUCCCGGACAGCUUCUGGUGCUAUACAACAAUUCACAAAUAGUACAUGCAGUGUAUAUAUCACGUAUUCAAAGGAGGAGGAAGCUGUUCGUUGUAUCCAAUCAGUACAUGGAUUUGUCUUGGAUGGUAAACCUUUGAGGGCAUGCUUCGGGACAACUAAGUACUGUCAUGCAUGGCUGAGAAAUGUGCCAUGUAGCAAUCCCGAUUGUUUAUAUUUGCAUGAAGUUGGUUCCCAAGAGGACAGUUUUACAAAGGAUGAAAUAAUAUCUGCAUACACAAGGAGUAGGGUUCAACAAAUUACUGGCUUCGCAAAUAGUACACAACGACGUUCAGGAUAUGUGUUACCUCCACCUGCAGAUGAGUACUACAAUAACACUUCUGCUUCUUCAGUGAAGCCUAUAAAUAAAACUGCUGUAAAUACUAAUAAUACUCUAAUCUGUGCCAGAGUUUCUCCUCCAAAUAGCAGCUCUGGAAAAUCUGCUGCUCUUCCUGCUGGAGCCUCAUGGGGAACUCGUGUUGCCAAUAAUCCUUCUUUACAUACCACUACACAAUGUUCCAAAGGGGCAUUAAUAAAACAGGAUUUGAACGAUGGAGUUGCGGCUUGUUCUACUACAGCCGUGAGCCAAAGUCAGCUGUCUUCAUUGCAGAGUGAUAUUGCGAAGAUUUUGGUUACUGAUAAAGAUAACAAUGUGUCUCAAGGUAAAAGUGAAGUAGAUGCUUUAGGACCAGUGGUUAAAGAAUCAAAUACAUAUGAGAAAGCUACUUCUUCUCAGAGUCCCAAUACAUAUGUACAUCCAGCUACAUUGCCUGUAGAUAAACGCCCCCUUGGGCCAAGUACUACCAAGCUGCCAGCUAACAGUACUAAUGAUGUUAAUUCUUCCUCGGUCUCUGGUGGACUUGCUUCAAGCAGAGACUUUGAUGGUGCCACCAACGGGAAAAUUGAGAAAAUACAACCUACUCAUUUUAUGCCUAUUGAUAUCCAAGAAAACCAGAUUUUGGAUGGCAAUGCUCAACUUGUUAGAGGAGUGGUAACAUCUCAGACGCCUGAAACAACUGCAAAUACAAGCAAGGAGAUGAAUUCCAUGGACGUCCAAUCUGAUUUUAGAUCAGGAACGCCAAGUACAGUAACAAAAAGUGAUUUGCAUGAUAUCGAAGAUGAUCUUUUGUCUUUUGAGAAUCAAAGGCUCAAGGAUCCUGAGGUUGCUCCUAAUGGAAUCAACUUUUCUCAUGCCUCUCAUCUUUCAAGCCAUUCUAAUGUCAACUCUACUCAGCAUAGUAAAGCUGAUGCUUCAAUAUGUAGGCAGGCUGUAGGUAAAAUUUACAAUUAUCCCAUUGGACACUCCGAGACUAUUCUCAAGACUCCUGAGGUUAAUAAUGCUGAGUAUUCUAAUUUAUUUCCUUCUGAGGAGAAUAGAUCGCUGCUAGGGAAUUAUGAUGGUGAUACAUGCAUUGAUACUUUUCAUAAGAGGGAGAGCAGCAUAAUAACUAGUAUUUUGGCUAUAAAUAUGGAUUCAUUUGAUGGGUCAAUUACUUCACCUAGGGACCUUGCCAAGUUGUUGGGUGAAAAUGAUAUACAACGAGGUUCUUUUGGAGUUCCAGGUUCACGGAAAAAUCACACUAGCAAUCAAUCAAGGUUUUCAUUUGCAAGGGAGGAGGAGGAGCCUAGGAGCCAAGCAUCUGGUUUUGGACAAUCUGUUGAUUACCCUAAUAGAAGUUCUAACCAGCUCUCCUUUGGCCAUGAAUUCUCCAAUUCAUUCCAGCCUGAGAAGUUAGAUAGUGGCAAUGGUUUCCCUGUUUUCAAUGGAAUAGAGUCUGAGAUUUUUUCUGGCAAUCAUUCACACGCGUCUUCUAACAGAAAUUCUGUUUUGAGACCUCAGGUUUCACCUCCGCCAGGGUUUUCAAUGCCUAGUAGGACGCCGCCUCCAGGCUUUAAUUCUCAUGAUAGGACCUAUCAAAUUUUCGAUGGCUCUGGAAAUCAUGUGCUUGAUUCUUCCUCUUUGUUAAGACAUAAUUAUCAGACACCCCCGCUUGGUAAUACCAUUAAUAAUGGGGAUAUUGAAUUUAUAGAUCCUGCGAUUCUGGCAGUUGGCAAAGGUUUAAUUCCAGGUAGCAUCAAUAACUCAGGCCUAGAUGAUGUAAGGACACGUUAUUCUUCCCAGUUGAGUACAUAUCAAGAAGCGAACUUCCAAUCAAUUUUUCAAGGAUCGCUUCCUUCCCAUCAGGAUCAAAGAUUUACCAGCCUGGGGGAAAGUUUUUCUCCUCUUGGUGAUGCUUAUUCUUUUCCCUCUAGGGCUGUGGAGCAAACAGUAGUCAAUAAUAUAUCUCCGUUAUCCCAGUUUAGUCUCCCUCAAUCAAGGAAUGGAAUAAUCUCUAAUGGCCAAUGGGAUAGCUGGAACGAGAUCCGGGCUGGAAACCAUUUGGGUGUGCCCGAACUAGUUAGGAAUGAGAGCUUGGGAUACAAUAAAUUCUAUGGUGGUUAUGAAGAUUCUAAUAUUCGAAUGCCCACUUCAGGUAAUCUAUUCAAUGGGACUUACGGGAUUUGAUGUCUGGGCAUCGUUGGUGUUGUCAAGAAUCAUGAAGUAGGAUUAUUUCAUGUGAUGCUGUCACCUGCCUCAGUCGAUCGAACCAAUUGGCAGUCAAAAGACCGGAUAACUUCGUAUUCACUCUAGGGAUUGUGCCAAGAUCUGGAAAUAGUCCCAAGUAAGCCAAUGGGGGUGAGUUAUGAUAGUCACUCAGAGCUACUUUCUGGUUGGUGAAAGGAUCUGCCUUUCACAAAUGUGGAUCUUGAAACCAACAGGUAAAAUUUCUGCCUCAAUUUCACUUUAUUCAUUAUCAGCAGAUAAUCUAUAUUAUACGACGUCUUACGCGGUAUUCUCUAUAAAUGUGAAAUAUGUUGAUGAUUUUGCUUGAUUGUUUCGUUAGCGAAUAUAUUGUGAUCCUGUGAACUAUUGCAGCUGAAAGGGCUCUGAGCAUAAGGCUCGGGGUUUUGAUGGCGACGUGAUGAAGCGUUCUUGGCGAUCCUUAGGUUUGCGAAUGUCGCACGGGUGCUGAUCCAGUCGGAGAGAAAAUUCGAUGAUGAAUGAUAUCAGAUAGUUUCGUGUUGAUAAUCUAUCCAUCUAUCUAUCUAUCUAUUAUAUACUAAAGGAAAGUUGUCUUUUAAACAGUUUCCCGCCAAAAAAUAAGCUUUUCGGGCAAGAACAUGCUACGAAUAUAUUUUUCAUUAGUCAUAUAUAUCUAAUGAAUGAAUGUUAUAAAUUUUUU
Messenger RNA from Salvia miltiorrhiza (redroot sage), 3855 nucleotides. RefSeq lists its product as uncharacterized. Gene Ontology annotation, cellular component: CCR4-NOT complex. Lineage: Eukaryota; Viridiplantae; Streptophyta; Magnoliopsida; Lamiales; Lamiaceae. The coding region runs from base 165 to 3137 and encodes 990 amino acids. The transcript has 13 exons. Gene Ontology annotation, biological process: protein ubiquitination. The record is from RefSeq and is a predicted model, not a curated record. Gene Ontology annotation, molecular function: RNA binding; ubiquitin-protein transferase activity.